Molecule: messenger RNA, 1302 nt
Organism: Xenopus tropicalis (tropical clawed frog)
Lineage: Eukaryota; Metazoa; Chordata; Amphibia; Anura; Pipidae
Gene: fetub
Product: fetuin B
Exons: 7
Coding region: 36-1223 (395 amino acids)
Cellular component (GO): extracellular region
Molecular function (GO): cysteine-type endopeptidase inhibitor activity
Source: RefSeq, a predicted model, not a curated record
CUAAGCAGAACAUCUUUUGCAGAGACUGCUACAAAAUGAGGAUGAUACUUCCAGCAUUUUUGUUAGUGUGCACUCAGGUGCUCAGUGCUAGAGCAUCAGGUGGUGUAGCCUGCAAUGACUCUGGAGUAGAGGCAGCGGCAGAUCUAUCCCUGCGUCAACUUAAUGCUAUCCGAAGAAAAGGCUUUGUGUUCGCACUCCACCGCAUUACCGACGCACAUGAGGAGUUCAAUAUAGAGAAUGGUACCAUAUAUCAGCUGACUCUGGAUGUGUUGGAGACAGAAUGCCAUGUCUUGAGCAAGCAAUUGUGGAGAGACUGCGAACCCAAAAAACUAAACGAAGCUGCCUCUGGAAAGUGCAAAGUAGAAUUUCACAUAAAUAAACCGAAGAGAAUUGCCCACCUACACAGCUAUAACUGCGCAAUCCGACCAGGGGCUGAAAGGCUUUUAGGGUGUGCAGGAUGCCCUGCGCCCGCACCAUUAGACGAUGUCAGAUUUCUGGAAGUUGCAAAACUGAGCCUUAAAAAGUAUAACAAUGAGAACAAUUUCAACAGCUACUUUAGUAUUGCAAAUAUAACAAGAGGAAGAAUACAGGUGGUUGCGGGCAAAGCCUACCAUGUGGAAUUUACAAUUCAUGAAUCAUCCUGCAACAAGACUACAUCACCUGAAAAACUUGAUCAGUGUGAACUCUUGGACAGUGAAGAUGCUGUUACAGGUUAUUGCAAGAGCUUUGCUGUAGCACACUGGAGUACACCCGAUGAGAAGAAGGUGGAGCGUGUGUCCUGUAAUGUAUUUAGCCCUGAGAACGCUGAUGCUGAACCCCAUGUGCAUGAUGGCGGCAACCAUGAACACGGUCACGGGCAUGGGAAGGGUCACCAUGGAAAGAAAGAGGACAGACAUGGAAAGAAGCAUGGGCAUUCUAAGAGUAAACAUGGCAACAAACAUGAUGACAAGCAUAAGCAUGGGCAGAAGAGCAGUGAAAGCCAUGAAGAACAUUCACGCAAUCAUACACGCUCACACCAUCAUAAUCACAGGCCAAGGUUUGGCAGACCCGAUUCAAGUUCUCACACACCAGUUGGAAACAUUACAUAUUUAACAAGUGAGGAUGCAUCACCUUUCCCUGAAAAUCCAUCCAAAUCUGAACACUGCCCUGGAGAAGUAAAGCAGUUUUCUCCUUCUCCAGUAUCUGAUGCUCCAUCAGUACAGCCCGCCCCUAUUCCUAAAUAAAGAGAAAUGUUUGUAGGAACAUGUAUUACACAUUCCUUCAAGUUGUUCAAAGUAAAAAUAAAUGACAUAUUAAAACAAA